AUGCCCGAGGACCAGGCCUGCACAGCCAUGGAGGAGGCAUCUCCCUAUUCCUUACUUGAUAUCUGCUUGAGUUUCCUGACCACACACCUUGAGAAGUUCUGUUCAGCAAGACAAGAUGGAACAUUAUGUCUGCAGGAACCUGGAGUAUUUCCACAGGAGGUGGCUGAUCGACUGCUUCAGACCAUGGCAUUUCAUGGUCUAUUGAACGAUGGAACUGUGGGUAUUUUUAGAGGCAACCAGAUGCGUUUAAAGCGAGCUUGCAUUCGCAAGGCAAAGAUCUCUGCUGUUGCUUUCCGGAAAGCCUUCUGCCACCACAAGUUAGUGGAACUUGAUGCCACAGGUGUGAAUGCUGACAUCACCAUUACAGACAUUAUCAGUGGGCUUGGCAGUAACAAAUGGAUCCAGCAAAAUCUUCAGUGCUUAGUGCUGAACUCAUUAACUCUCUCCCUUGAGGAUCCUUAUGAGCGGUGCUUUAGCCGGCUUUCUGGCCUUCGAGCUCUAAGCAUCACCAAUGUUCUCUUUUACAAUGAAGAUCUGGCUGAAGUUGCCUCAUUACCAAGAUUAGAGAGCCUGGAUAUUUCUAACACCUCAAUCACAGACAUCACUGCCCUCCUGGCCUGCAAAGACCGACUCAAGUCUUUAACCAUGCACCACUUAAAAUGUUUAAAAAUGACAACUACCCAGAUACUGGAUGUUGUUCGGGAACUAAAACAUCUGAAUCAUCUUGAUAUCUCAGAUGAUAAACAGUUUACAUCAGACAUAGCUCUUCGCUUACUAGAACAAAAGGAUAUCCUACCCAAUCUUGUCUCCCUGGAUGUUUCUGGGAGAAAGCAUGUGACAGAUAAAGCUGUUGAAGCCUUUAUACAACAACGGCCCAGCAUGCAGUUUGUAGGUUUGCUGGCCACUGAUGCUGGUUACUCUGAAUUUCUCACAGGCGAAGGGCCUUUGAAGGUGUCUGGAGAAGCCAAUGAAACUCAGAUUGCAGAAGCACUGAAGCGGUACAGCGAAAGGGCAUUUUUUGUCCGAGAAGCUCUAUUUCACCUUUUUAGCCUGACUCAUGUGAUGGAAAAAACAAAACCAGAAAUUUUAAAGCUUGUAGUUACUGGAAUGAGAAAUCACCCUAUGAAUUUGCCAGUGCAACUGGCUGCAAGCGCCUGUGUAUUUAAUUUAACCAAGCAGGAUCUUGCUGCAGGAAUGCCUGUUCGACUCCUGGCUGAUGUAACCCAUUUGCUGCUCAAAGCCAUGGAACAUUUUCCCAAUCACCAGCAGUUACAGAAGAAUUGCCUCCUUUCACUUUGCAGUGACCGGAUCCUUCAAGAUGUUCCAUUUAACAGGUUUGAAGCAGCCAAGCUUGUCAUGCAGUGGCUCUGCAACCACGAGGAUCAAAAUAUGCAAAGGAUGGCAGUUGCUAUCAUUUCCAUCCUAGCUGCCAAGCUUUCUACAGAACAAACUGCACAGCUUGGUGCUGAGCUCUUCAUUGUCAGGCAACUUCUUCAAAUAGUGAAGCAGAAAACCAACCAAAAUUCAGUGGAUACUACAUUGAAGUUUACUUUGAGUGCACUUUGGAACCUCACAGAUGAAUCCCCAACCACUUGCAGACACUUUAUUGAAAACCAAGGCUUAGAACUCUUCAUGAGAGUUCUGGAGUCUUUCCCAACUGAGUCAUCCAUUCAACAGAAAGUUCUAGGACUUUUGAACAAUAUAGCUGAAGUUCAAGAAUUGCAUUCUGAAUUAAUGUGGAAAGAUUUUAUAGACCACAUCAGUAGUCUCCUACACAGUGUUGAAGUGGAAGUCAGUUACUUUGCAGCUGGAAUUAUUGCACAUUUAAUAUCAAGAGGAGAACAAGCUUGGACAUUAAGCCGUAGCCAGAGGAAUUCUCUUCUUGAUGACCUGCAUUCAGCUAUUUUGAAAUGGCCAACUCCAGAGUGUGAAAUGGUAGCAUACAGAUCCUUUAAUCCAUUUUUCCCACUACUUGGCUGCUUCACAACACCAGGAGUCCAACUGUGGGCUGUUUGGGCCAUGCAACAUGUCUGCAGCAAGAAUCCUUCAAGGUAUUGCAGCAUGCUGAUUGAAGAAGGAGGGCUGCAGCAUUUAUACAACAUCAAAGAACAUGAACAGACUGAUCCCCAUGUUCAACAGAUUGCUGUGGCCAUUCUGGACAGCUUAGAAAAACACAUUGUGCGCCAUGGGAGGCCACCUCCCUGUAAAAAGCAGCCUCAGACUAGACUAAAUUAAUAUCCAUAGAUUAUUGGAUCACUGAACCACAGGAAUUUGUGAUUGGUUCAUUUGGAAUAUCUUACCCUCUGUGGUGUUUUGGGGGGGUUCUGUGACAAGAUUCAUAAGAUCAGUUUGGGAUUGAUAAUGUACACUACUGCCCAUGUGAACAGUCUCUAAUUUGUCUUGUGAUUUUUAACUAAUGAGGCAAGAAAGGUCUCUUCCUUCAUCAUUGCCUUUUAGGAAAUUUUCCACAUCUUUCAGUGUUUGAACUUAUCUGUGCUUGAGAUUCUAAAGUUUUAUGAUAAAGUUUGCACGAACCCUUAGGCCAGAUUCUUCUGAUCUCAGCGUCCCUUCCAAUCAAUUUGCAGCUUCCCAUGAGCUGUUAACUUGAUUUCUGGCACUGCUUCACUUGUAAAUUUUAUACUGCUUCUGUACAAAAUGCCUUUAUUCUCUGUGUAUCUUUUACAAGAUGUCCUUCUUAGUAUGAAAGAAUGGAAAUCUAAGUUGUCUCCUUGUGGAAGUUACUCACUGUAACCUGGAUGGCUAACAGAAAAAUAUUUUUAGAGGGCUGGGGAUGUAUCUCAGUGGUAGAGCGCUUGCCCAGCAUGUGU
This is a messenger RNA of Marmota flaviventris (yellow-bellied marmot), 2828 nucleotides long. It is a transcript of the gene Zyg11b, whose product is annotated as zyg-11 family member B, cell cycle regulator. Lineage: Eukaryota; Metazoa; Chordata; Mammalia; Rodentia; Sciuridae. Gene Ontology annotation, molecular function: protein binding. Gene Ontology annotation, cellular component: Cul2-RING ubiquitin ligase complex. The record is from RefSeq and is a predicted model, not a curated record.